CUUAAAGUGAAUCAAAAUGGCAAACCCUUUUUUAAUGGAUGAUGAGCUAGUGGGUGUGGACGACGCAAGUAUAAACCCAUUUUUGAUCCAAGGUAAUGAAGAUAUAACAGCUGAUGAUAAUCCUUUUUCUGGAGAAGCCUGCAAUCCUUUUGCGUUUGGAAAUGAACCGGAGGAACAGCCGGAGCAACAAACUAGCGGCGAAUAUGACGCUGCCAUGAGUUUUUUCGGUACCACUAUUGAAGCUGAGGACGAUGCUUUAAGUGUAAAAUCAACGGCAGAUGAGGAAGAGGAUACAAAAAAGGCACCUCCUUCUCGACCUGUGCCUCCCAAAACUCAGGAACUUAUUAACACGGUAUCGAGUCAGUUAGAAGAGACUAGCUCAGAGUUGCUAGGACGUAUACCAGCAACGCGCUCUCCUAGCCCGGUAUCUAUGAGAGAUCUGCACUCGCCUAGUCCAACGCCAGAUAGUGGUUUGGCCGAUCUCCUAGAUAUGUCUGAAGAUGGUUCCUCGACAAAUGUGCAAGGAUUUGACAUUGAUUUAAUAGUUGUUGGUAACAUUAAUGAUAAUCCCUUCGGUGUGCCCACAGGUAUUCCUAACAUACAUGGCGCAGCACCUAUGCCUUCGUCAGCCAAACAUCAGCCUCCCCGACCUCCACCUCCCAGACCAGUUCCGCCUAGACCAGCACCGCCAGCAACUGUUAGUCAACAGCCGCCUCAACGGCCUGCUCCUCCUACGCAGCCAACAGCAACAACAACGACUGCAGCCGACCCUGAAGAUCUUUUCGAUAUGUUUGGUGCUGUGAAGCCUCCUAAGCCACCACCCCCAAAAACCAAAGAGGAUAUUUUAAGUCUAUUUGAUAAACCAACACAACCAACCACUAAACCUGAUUUGCUAAGUGAUGAUAUAAUCCUGGAUUCAACACCGGCAACUGAAACUGCUAUUACAUCAGAACCAGAAGCAGAGAAAGUUGAAGAGCCAAUAUUUAACUCGGUUCUAACCCGCCCUGAUGAAACAACGCAUAACAUAACUAGUGAACCUCCAGCGGCAAAUAAGAAUAAAAUUGCUCCACAAGAACUGUCCAGUAAACAAAGAGCACCUACACCUGACAUUGAAAUAACGACUGUUGAAGACUUACCUAGAUCCGACGAUGAAGACGAGGCUGAACCUGCAUCAAAAGUUCCGUCAGUAGUAAUAGAAACAGAACCUAGUCCGCCUGGAGAUGAAGAUGAUAUAUCUGUACAAGCUCAAAUAGCCCCAACGGUGGAAUCGGAUCAAAGUCCCCCAACUGAGACCGCAAUUGAACAAGCUGAGCAGGAAUCAUUACAAGAAGCAUUUUCUGAUAUUGCUGUAAAUGAGACAGAAGCAGAACAAGCAGCAGAGAAAAUGGAUACCGGUUUUGAUUUUGCACCUGCUAGUGAUGGUGACUCAGCCAAUCCAUUUGCAAGUCCAGAUGAAGAAGAAGAAACGUAUCCGCAAGCUGAAGCAGUUGCUAAUAUAUUUGCGGUUGAUGAUUCUCAACCGACAAAUGUGAUAGAAAACAUAUUUUCAACACCUGUAGAAACUGACGUGCCAGCUCUUUCAACGAUCAAUAUAUUUGCAGCUGACGAGGAGCCAACUUCCGAAGAACCUAUUGCUUCGUAUGAAACCAAUAUAUUUGCAGAGCCAGAUGAAUUUGAUGCUUUCGCUGCGAAAUUUGAAUCUGUCAAAAAAGAUAAUGUCAGCAUUUUAGAUGGUUUUGGUGGUUCUGGAGCUGUGACACCUACAGUAGACGCUUGGGGUGAUAGCGCAUUUGGAACGCCCAACGCCGCUGCAGAUGCAACGGAUGGGUUUGGAAAUGAGGAUGAUGACUUUUAUGCUUUGCAAGCUCCCGUGCGUUCUGAGUCCGUGGAAUCAGUAGAAAAAGAUUUCAACGUUGUUAUUCGACCAAAAACGGAAGGGUCUGCUGUCGUUGCGCCUCAAUUAGCUCCUCCACCGCCGACACGCAUCGCCGCUGGCCAACACAUUGAUGAAACAGCAUCAGUGGUAAAUCCUUUCGAAGAUACCGGCUUUCCGGCACCUCCUCAACCCACUGAGCAAUCAAUGCAACGCACAGAUUCACAAGAAACCCCUCAAACACCACUCUUCGACGAAGAUGUUUCGCAACCCCUAGAAGAUUUUCCACGCCUUAACUAUGUUGGUCCUGGUUGGGAAAUGCAACUGAGGCAACCGAACAAGAAAAAAAUAACUGGCCAACGCUUUUGGAAAAAAAUCUUUGUACGUUUGGUCAUGCAAAACGAUGUACCAGUCGUGCAACUUUUUAAUCAAGCUUCUGAUAAGCAGCCCUUUCAAGAGUUGCCAUUACAACCGUCAUAUUCAGUAUCUGAAAUAGGAGCUCAGCAGUAUGAUCAAUUUGGAAAAAUUUUUACAAUGAAGCUGCAAUAUAUAUUUUACAAAGAACGUCCUGGUGUUCGACCUGGACAAGUGACCAAAGCCGAGCGGAUAACAAAUAAACUCACAAAAUUUGCACAAUAUGCUAUAGCUGGUGAUUAUGAAGGUGUUAAAGAAUUUGGUAGCGAUCUAAAGAAAUUGGGACUUCCCGUUGAACAUGCACCACAGUCAUCGCAACUCUUUAAAAUUGGUUCUAUGAACUAUGAAGAUAUGAAACAGUUUUCGGUGUGUAUAGAAGAAGCUCUUUUCCGACUGCCCGCUUUACGAGAACGUGCUUUAACUUAUAAAAUGGAAGAAGUACAAGUCACAGCAGUCGAUGAAAUAAUUGUCGAUCAAGAUGCAGAUGGAAAAAUUUUAAAACAAAUUGCACGAGUUAGACUUUUCUUUUUAGCUUUUUUGUCGGGUAUGCCAACUAUCGAAUUGGGUGUAAAUGAUAUGUGGCGUCAAGGUAAGGAAGUUGUAGGUCGUCAUGAUAUUAUACCAGUCGCUACCGAAGAGUGGAUACGUUUGGAAGCAGUGGAAUUUCAUAGUGUAGUCAAUCAAGAGGAAUAUGAAAGGUCACGUUUAAUUAGAUUUCAACCUCCUGAUGCCAAUUACAUAGAAUUACUACGUUUUCGUGUGCGACCACCUAAAAAUCGUGAACUUCCUUUACAAUUGAAAGCAACUUGGAUAGUGACGGGCAAUAAGGUUGAAUUAAGAGCUGAUAUUUUGGUACCGGGAUUUACCUCUCGAAAGCUUGGGCAAAUACCUUGUGAGGAUGUUUCUGUCAGAUUUCCUAUACCUGAAUGUUGGAUAUAUUUGUUUAGAGUUGAAAAACAUUUUCGAUACGGAUCAGUAAAAUCGGCUCACAGAAGAACUGGAAAAAUUAAAGGUAUUGAAAGAAUUCUAGGAGCAGUUGAUACUCUACAGGAAUCACUGAUAGAAGUUACUUCGGGUCAGGCCAAGUAUGAACAUCAUCAUCGAGCAAUUGUGUGGCGCUGUCCGCGUCUACCGAAAGAGGGACAAGGUGCCUACACCACUCAUCAAUUAAUAUGCCGUAUGGCUUUGACUUCUUAUGAUCAGAUACCGAGUGAGUUGGCACCAAACGCAUUCGUGGAGUUUACUAUGCCGGCAACACAAGUCUCUCAUACGACAGUUCGUUCUGUAAGUGUUCAGGAUUCUGAAGCUGAUGAGCCACCCGAAAAAUACGUACGGUAUUUAGCUCGCCAUGAAUACAAGGUGGGCAUUGAAACUACGCAUGGAGAGGCCACUAAUGCGUAUUUGGCCGCAACUAGACCAAUACGUGAAGAGCCCGCUGCAAAACCAGUCGCCUCUCCCGUACCCCCUAGUGACUCAGAUACAGAUUCCAAUUAAAUUUUAAGUUAAGAAACAUUUAGUAUAUCAUUCCAAGUCGCAAGUCGUUUAGAACAUAAAGAAAAUACAUAUAAAAUCCAUAUAUACAUAUUUACGUCUCACUAUAGAAAUUAAAAUUUAAUUAAGCUUAUAAACGUACACAUAUAAUUAUAUAAACAUAUACCUAUAAAUAUUAAAAACGGUCACAACAAAGUUCUAAUACAUGAAAACUACUAUUAUAUAUUAUAUAUAAUAUAAAACGUUAUCAUAAUUAAUAUUUAAACACCCAUUAUAUUAAAAUUAUUAAUCUCACCGAUACCUAAGUUGCUGCUGAAUUAAGAUAUGAAAGAUAUUUAAGGCAUAGCGCAGUUUGUUUGCGGCAUUCAUUGUAGCGGCACAUUGUGUAUAUUUAAACGUACGUACAUAUAUUAGUUGACAAUAACAUAAGAUUAUGUCUUAAACUUGCAUUGCAAGAGCCAAGCCAAAGAUAGGUGAACGAAAAAUUACACAAAAAUAAUUUAAAAACAAAAAAAAAAAAAAAAAAAAAACAAAAAUUAUCAUAGGUAUCAAGUGUUUAAAGGACUUCAUAACAAAAAUAUAUAUAUAAACUACACUUAAACACUUACAUUAUCACGUAAAUUAAAUUCUUAUCGUGUGUGUAUGUGUGUGUGUGCGCGUUGAAAAAGAAAAAAGAAAAUAAUAACACUACUAUAAAGUAAUAAUAAAACUAAAUUCAAUUUAUUGUUCAUAUAGCGAGAAAGAGACGACAUUUUAUUUUUAAUCAUAAAUCACAUACACACACACACACACACACACACACACAUACAGAUAACAUUAACGAUCAUAAAAUUUAUUGUUAUAUCAAUAUCAAGACACGGCAUGUAGUUAUAUUAUUACAAUAACACAACAACAUGAGAAAACACGCUGUAACGAAAACAACUUAUACUAGUGCAAUAUGCAGAACAAUUUAAAAAAUGCUACAUAAGUUAGAAAACCGGCAGAAAAAGUAAAAAACACAUGCAAAAAAAAAAAAAAAGAAAACAAAGAAAAAUUCCUUAAAAUUUCUAAUCUAACGUAAUAUACAUACAAACCAUCACAAUAAUACGAAUCGUAAAACUUGAUUUUAACAAAAUUUCAAUUUUCAAUUCUUCUAAUUCAUGUUUUGAAUUUGCUUGUUGCACAAAAGGGUUUUAGUAAACAACUUUGCUUUGUUUGUGAAAAGAUUUGCAACCAUUCACGAUUCUCAACUAGUUUUUUUUACAAAUAUUUUAAGAAACUUUAAAUAGCUCUCUCUCACUCUCUGUCUGUCUAGGACUAUGAGAUCGAACAAUUAUCGCAAACUUGAGGUUACUCUCAUUAGGUUUCGUGCCCACUAUCCGAGGGAAUACGUUGUAGUAAUUAUAACAAAUGACUUUUAAAGAACAGACAUAUACCCCAAGAGAUCUAAGCAAGCAAGUAAUAACGACAUUAUACGACUAUUAUUUGUCCAUCUUUUAUCUGAUAUCGGAAUUUCCAGACAUAAUUCGGUCUUGUAAGAUAUAAUUCUAAAAUUUGACUCAAUUGUUUAAUUUCAAGUUUCGCAUGUGUAGCCGACGAUGAUAAAAAUCAUUCGAGCUCGCAUCUCAGCGCGCUCAAGCAAACAUACAAAGGCACAACACCCACUGGACUGCGGUUACUCCCUAUCUCUUUCUUUUUCUUCAUUUCAUGAUCAGAAUCAUGACUAUUUUAUACAUGUUUUUGACAUCUCUCUUGGGCGCAUUAAGCUUUUAUUAAGCAUGAGCUUGUCUGUCCGCGUGUCAAACUAUCUUUUCUUCCACUCGUUCGUCUGUCCAUCUUGGUGCUCUUGUUUUCUGUGCUCUUUCUGUGCUUUUUCUAAAAAAAAACGUAGAAAAUUUACGUUUCAUUUUCUUAAGAAAUUUACAUAUUUUCAUUAAAAUAAUGCACCAAAAAAAAAAAAAAAAAAUCAUUGCACCAUGAGAAAAGAGAAGAUACGGUGUUAUAUGUUGUUUCGACAUGAUUAUCUUCGAUUUGACAGUAAACUAUGCAUUCGCGCCGUAAACGUCAUAUUUAUUAAUUUUUAAUUUUUUAAUUUUAUAAAUGUAUACCAUAUUUGUAGACAAAAAUAGGAUCGAUAUGUUGUAGACAAUAUCUUUGGAUGGACAUAGUUUUUCAGAAGAAACAAAGCAAUAUUUUUAAAAACUUUAUAAAAAAUAUUUUUGAAAGUUUUUUACUGCUAACAAGUCUACGAUUAUAGUAAUUAAAAUUUUAAAAU
Glossina fuscipes is the source of this 6032-nucleotide messenger RNA. RefSeq names its product protein stoned-B. Gene Ontology annotation, cellular component: synaptic vesicle; AP-2 adaptor complex. Gene Ontology annotation, molecular function: clathrin-cargo adaptor activity. Gene Ontology annotation, biological process: clathrin-dependent endocytosis; synaptic vesicle endocytosis; regulation of endocytosis. The transcript has 7 exons. Lineage: Eukaryota; Metazoa; Arthropoda; Insecta; Diptera; Glossinidae. The record is from RefSeq and is a predicted model, not a curated record. The coding region runs from base 17 to 3781 and encodes 1254 amino acids.